Molecule: messenger RNA, 902 nt
Organism: Salvelinus sp. IW2-2015
Lineage: Eukaryota; Metazoa; Chordata; Actinopteri; Salmoniformes; Salmonidae
Source: RefSeq, a predicted model, not a curated record
GUCCAAGAGGACCAUCUGGACAAAAGGGUGAGAAAGGAGCGGAUGGAGUUGACGGGAAAGACGGCCUUGUGGGGGACCCUGGGGUUAUGGGCCUGUCUGGUUGUAAAGGAGACGAGGGGGCAGAGGGGGAGCCAGGUCCUCUGGGACAGAAAGGAGAUGCAGGAUCUUAUGGAUUACCUGGACAAAAGGGAGAGAUGGGAACACCUGGGGAGCUAGGGGUUCCUGGAGUGUCUGGACCCAACGGAGUCAAGGGGGAGCCUGGACCAAUGGGAGGACCUGGAAAUAAGGGUGACCGGGGAGACGAAGGGGACUUUGGACCGUCUGGAGCGCCAGGCACAGAGGGUGUAGGGGGAGAGAGGGGACUGAGAGGUGCUCCAGGAAUAAGAGGUGGUCAAGGGGAGACGGGUGACCCAGGCUCUGCUGGAGCACAGGGUCAUGAAGGUCAGGCUGGAGACGUGGGUUCACAGGGUCUGAGUGGAGUGUCUGGGCUCAAAGGGUACAGAGGAGAGCCGGGUUCUCACGGACCUGCGGGUGUUAAGGGCCCCAGGGGGCCUCCAGGAGCACCGGGAGAUGCAGGGCCCAUUGGGAAAAGGGGUGAUGAUGGAACACAGGGAGAAGGCCAACCUGGAUAUACAGGGUUCCAGGGAUACCCGGGUCUGAGAGGACCUGCAGGUUUAAAGGGCAUCAGGGGAUUCACAGGGCUGAAGGGUGAUGUCGGCCUGCCAGGUGAUCGCGGUGAUGAUAACGACCAGCCAGGUCGGGGAGCCUCCAGGGGCCAAAAGGAUACCUGGUCUCACAGGAGAGAAUGUAAGUUCCACAACAACGUUGAGUUCACAGGAUCACCAGGCCAGUCGGCCAUCCGGGGGCAGACGUCAGCAGUCAACACUGCUUACCCUGAAUGA